AUGCAUGUUUGCUCAUUUAUCGGUCUGCUGAGUCUGGCAAUAGUUCAAAGCAGCAGAGCAGAUGAUUUCACACCCAUAGUUGCUCCCGUGCAUGGCGAAUGCCGAUCAUUUGCCGCCGACAGCAUCGACGUCGGCACCACAGCAGCGCCACCUGUCGUCGUCAUCCAGCAGGCCGUCAAGCUCACAUCGCAGCAGUGCUGGUGGAAGCUUGUGGCGCCCCCUGGGCGGCGUCUGCUCGUCCACGUAACCUACGGCGUCUGCAGCGCCGUCGCCAACUCGCGGUUCGACAUAUAUGAGUACGUGGGCGGAGCGCAGCGCCACCUGCUGGACACCUGCAAUGAGAUGCAGUCCGUGUACAUCACGUCGCAGACGAACGCGGUUGUCAUCUACCUCAAGGGGGAGCCAGCGGCGGUUUAUCAAGGCUUUGAGGCGUUUGUAGAAGCGUACAGCGUGUAUAAUAGUGUAGGGAUGAAAAUGUUAUCGCCGCAGUCAACCACCGUACCCGUGGCGCCAUCUAUGGGAACGAUGCGGACUCAUACGGAUGGUGUCAAUGAAAGCACCGCAACGCCCUCUAUACUCACAAGCGAAGUGAGCAGCGGUUCUGCGAUAUCGGCCCCAGCAGAGACGGUGGCGCCACCUGCUCGCGGAGGAAAGCUGUUUAUGGUGGUGGCUUCGGUGGCAGCAGCCGUGGCCGUGUUACUCAUCGUUGGUCUUACUGCGUACAUCGUGAUCACAAGACGGAGAAACAAGGAAACCAAAGUUCCAACAAUCCGCUUCAAUUACUCAACCAGCGAAAAAUGUCGCACAGAGUUGCAGUCCCAACCGCCGCCAGGUGGCCGCAUACAAUGGUGA
Molecule: messenger RNA, 852 nt
Organism: Priapulus caudatus
Lineage: Eukaryota; Metazoa; Priapulida; Priapulimorpha; Priapulimorphida; Priapulidae
Exons: 5
Coding region: 1-852 (283 amino acids)
Source: RefSeq, a predicted model, not a curated record